GCGAGAAACGCGUAUUUGCGUGAAAAAGGAAAAGAAAAAAAAAUUCAUACGCCAAGUUUUUAAACCACACAAACCCAUCUUUCCUAUACUACAAUAAUGCAGCCGCUAACGCCUAGUCGCCGAAAUACAAAGUCGACGCCCUUAUCCGCGCAAUCAAAACAGACAAGCAUUAUAGCAUACGCUUCAUCAAAGGAUACCCAUGAGACAACCGAAAGUCCGAAGAAACCGUUGGCCACAAUAACCAAUAAAUCAUUGCACAAGAUCCCGGAGUCACCGGAACGAAAGGCAGACAAUCAAAAACUAGCUCACCAGUCACAACCCCCAAAUCACGCCUGUCAGCACCAGCAACCAUCUAUUCUCCCAUAGGGUCUCCCUUAAGCAAACGGACACUGGAUGUGC
Messenger RNA from Umbelopsis ramanniana AG, 399 nucleotides. RefSeq lists its product as uncharacterized. Bases 97 to 366 code for a protein of 89 amino acids. NCBI's taxonomy places the organism in Eukaryota, Fungi, Mucoromycota, Umbelopsidomycetes, Umbelopsidales, Umbelopsidaceae. The transcript has 5 exons. The record is from RefSeq and is a predicted model, not a curated record.